Meira miltonrushii is the source of this 1494-nucleotide messenger RNA. RefSeq lists its product as uncharacterized. The transcript has a single exon. Bases 1 to 1494 code for a protein of 497 amino acids. The record is from RefSeq and is a predicted model, not a curated record. Lineage: Eukaryota; Fungi; Basidiomycota; Exobasidiomycetes; Exobasidiales; Brachybasidiaceae.
AUGGUGCCUUGCAAGAGAACUUUAACUGUCGAGUCAAUCCAAUGCCUAGCAAUUGAUGAAAGAAAAGAGGAAGGCGAGAAUGCAGGUGUUGAAAUCUUCUGUCGCUUUUUGGUCAAUACUUCUGUUCUCGAUCCUCGUUCUCACAUGAGAAUGGAUCCAAAAAGUGGUCCAGACAGCGGCAAAAACUCUGAAGAUUUCUCCACUCAUUUUAUUACUCGAUCUUUGGAUGACGUCUUAGUUUUAUCAAAUCGACUCAUGACGACGUUUGAUGUCCUUCUGAGUCGAUCGAGAGGUGGUCCUUUACCAUUGACUAGAAAGUCAGUUUCCCUUCCACGGUCAAGUCGCAAGAGUUCUUCAAAAUCAAACAACACAAAUAAUCCUUCAUUUGCCCGUCAAUUUUUGGAUACAAUUUUAUCCAGACAAACCCCCUCAAACGAUGCUAUUGCCAAUCGAGAAAGGUCAAAUAGCAAAUCAAGCAUAGUUUGGGAUGCCAAAGAUCACCUAGAAACCCAACAAGAUCGUCUUUCAAAAUCACGCAAAAAAGCAAUUGAUGAAUUCUUUCAAACAGCUUUGCGCAUCGGUGGAGAAGUGGUUGCUAGUAGCCGAGCAAUGCAAGAUUUCUUUUUAAAACGCAAAGAUUCCAAUCAGUCCAACCGAUCUUUGUAUCCUCCCAGCACAAUCAGCUCUUCGAUUGCGGAUGGCGAUAGAAGCCAAACUGCUACCCUUACGAGCAGAUUGUCGUUUGAGGAAGAUGAAUAUGGGUAUGAUGAUGACGACGAUGAAAAGAGCAUUUGUGAAAGUACAACGUCUUCAAAUGACGGCCGAAGCUGUCGAUUUGCCGUUUCCAACUCACAUAUGGCGCUCUUACAUGCAGAAAAUUUGAACGACGUAGUGGAGAAAAAUCGGAAAGAAUCGUACAAAGAAGAUGAUGAAAUUGAAGUGGUGGGUGAAGAAGGAAAGCAAUCCGAAACUGAUACGAAAUCAAACCUCAAUACGAUCAGAAGGCCAAGCUUUUUCAAUAUAAAGAUCAAUAAAAGAACUAAAACGGCAAAUGGUGAAAGGGAGAAUGAUUUCUUCGGUAAAAAAGGUCUUCGUCGUUGCAGUUCAUCCAUAUCGCAUAAAAGCUCUCUUAGUGAUAAUGGGUCAUCCAUUAUAGCCAAAAGUCGUAGCGGAAGUCAAGUAUCAGGUAAUCUUCCAAACUUCUCCGCCGAGCAUUUGAUCGUUCCACGUCCAAGAGUGUCCAGCUUGCAGCAAUCUAGCGGAAUCCCAACUAUAGCAGCCCAACCAUCAAAGAUAACCAGUGAAGUUCUUCUUCAAGUCAGCACCAAAGACCGCGUACAACUGCCAAUAAACAACCAUCUUCCUGACGAUCUUUCGCCAACCCUCCCCGACGAGAGCAAAUAUUCGCAAGGGGAAUGGUCAUCACAAGAUUCAUGUGUAGAUCCUAUUUGUGCACCUUCUCCUUCUCCAAAUAAGAAGAAGGGAUUCUUUUGA